AUGGAGGCUCAGAGUAAUAUAAACGUUAACCGUGCAGAGAGAGGUGAUCGAAUAGAGGAUCUUCAUUUAGACAGUGUAGUGGCAUCUCAACCAGAAAUUGGUCCCACACCUCCAGAUGGAGGAUACGGGUGGCUUAUUGUUUUUUCAGCAGCUAUGUAUCACAUAACUGUACCUGCAGUUUUGAGUUUAUAUGGACUCAUUAUUUUAAAAGCAAUCAGAGAAGAGGAUCAUGAUGAAGGAGAAGUAUUGAAACUAUGGGAUAUGGACAUAGCUUUAGUGCCUGUGAUAAUGGUGAUCAUAAGACUUUUAUUAGAGUCUUGGUGCAGGGCCAUGGUGAAGAUUUUUAAUAUGCCUCGGUUCAUUGCUCUUUCUGGUCUCAGUUUAACUGUAGCUGGUGUUUUACUAUCAAGUUAUUCGACGAACGCAUACAGUAAUGACCACAUAGUCAAUAUUUUCUCUGGAAUAUUUGCAGGCAUCGGCUGCGCGUUGACCGGUCAACAGACUGAUGUAAUCAUAACGCACUACUUCAGAGAAAAGCUUACAAUGGCUCAACGUAUAGUGCGUAUGGCGCCUUCUGUGGGCAACAGCGUGGUGCCGAUUCUAGUGGGUUAUUUGUGUACAAUGUACACUGGUGAUGUUGUCGUAAUGAUAUAUGGAGCUAUCAUGAUGCAGAAUUGCCUGUUUUUGGCUGCGUAUACCCGACCUCUAUAUAUAGAAAAGGUCAUCAGAACCACGUAUAACAUGCUGCGAGAUGCGGCAGAGGAUGAAGACGAAGUUAUUUUCUCAAAUCAACGUCAGACCGAAACUCAAAAUCAGGUUCAAACCAAUCUAACGGAAACCACGGCAGACCCUCCCCAGGAUGACGAUAAUACUGACGUAGUUGUUUUUAAAUCGAGAAAAGACGCGAAAGAGAUAAUCGAUCCAUCCGUCGAACUUCGUGAGAACAGAUCUUCACAGGAAGCAAGGUUCUCUUCAGACUUCAGCACAAUGUUCACGGAUGUUAGUGCCAAUCGAUUUUCUACAGACUUCGGCGCUUUAGACGUUAAUAGCUUUAGUCGUAUUAGCGGAUAUAGGGAGCUGACGAGCAUAGAGCAAGAAGUUCCAAACCCCCAACCAUUGUACCGAGAGACCACCAUUAACGCACCGCAGAAUGGUUUAAUCUUUUCCGCAGAAGUGACACCUGGAACAGCUAGAAGAACGGCGUCAUUAAAGAAGAACUUUAUUACCGUCGUGAAUAUGCUGCAGGAUUUAAAUUUUUACUUGUACACACUUUUACACUUGUGCACAACUUUUUCAAUUCUUGUGCUGGGAGUUGUGUUUCCGCCUCUAAUAUGGGAACAAAAUCCAUCAAUGAACAUUUGGUCGGUGUCCACACUCAUAGCUGCAGCGCAUGGCGCAGCGCUGUGCUUCAUAAUGUUAUGCGUGGUGCUGCCGAAGUCCAUCAAUCAAAAGGCGAGGUUGUGCGCAGCAUGCUGUGCAUGUGGUACUCUGGGCUUUUAUGGUAUAACACUGACCGAGAACAAAAGUUUCCUCGUUGUGUGGUGCAUGUUGGCGAGUUUUUCAACAGCAGCCUCCAAUAUACUCGAGCAGCCUCUCUAUAACAGUACGCUCAACGAAUUCGACACAACAGCCACUAUGACCACUGCCAACGUAGUUGUCGCCGUGUCGAUCAUGAUCUGGUCGCUUGCAUACAACUACGAGUAUAGGACCUGCUUCUUUAUAGCCAGUCUUCUUCAGGUUUCCACCGCAUGCGCUUUCCUCGCGUCGUCAUUUAGAAGGCGGAGACAGUAA
Parnassius apollo (apollo) is the source of this 1791-nucleotide messenger RNA. NCBI's taxonomy places the organism in Eukaryota, Metazoa, Arthropoda, Insecta, Lepidoptera, Papilionidae. The record is from the annotation of a GenBank genome assembly.